UCAGAAUUGCGUACUGCCCGCACAGACGUCAGUCAUUCCAUGGCAGUGAUUUAUAAUUCGUCAACGUCAACUUUAAAAGAAGUAUCACCAAAACGGCGUAUAUAAAUCAGAAUUCGGUGCUGUUGUUGUUGUUACACAACUUGCGCCAAAGGUCCAUAACGACAACAGCAGCGGCAACGACGACAUCAGCUCGCCCAUCCAGCAUCAUCAACCGUAACGUCAUUGUCCGCUUCAGGGUCAGUAAUCUGCAGAUACGCUAAUCAUCAUCAUCAUUAAAACCCUCUAAAGCGUAAAGAAGCCAUUUGUAAAGCGGUAGCAGCCAUUUUCGCUAUUCUACACUUCAACGCAACUAAGCUAAGGGUGGCAUUUGAGAAGUUGAAUAAGCAUCACCACCACAGCAAUUUCUCUUCGUCUUCGCAUUUCAUUUACUGAUUUCCAACACAGUGCAACAUAGUGGCGGCGGCAAUGACCCUUACCACUGCUACCCAACAGGAGAGUAGCAAAAAAAUGGAUGUUAAGUGUGCUGCUGAGGAGAAUCUACCAUCAUCAGAAAUGGAUCUUUUAGCCAAAUUAGAGGCAGCUAACAAGCUCAUCGAGAGCGAUGCGAAAAGUCUAAACUCGUUACAUUCAACGCAUAGUCGCAAAAAUUCGGACACAAGUCAAAUAAGUCUGAAUUCAACUGGCAAUUCGAAUGCUGAGGAAGAUAUUUGGACGCAAUGGGCGACUAUACUGAGCGAUUGGGAGGGUGCACUGAAGCGUAAAAAUCCAUGUGUACGCGAUUUGGUGCGGCGCGGCAUACCUCAUCACUUCCGCGCCAUUGUUUGGCAGCAACUAUGCGGCGCAUCUGAUACGGAUAAAAAACAAUAUGCCGACUACAUUAAGGCCACCUCGGCAUGCGAGAAGGUAAUCAGACGCGAUAUUGCACGCACUUAUCCCGAAGUCGAUUUUUUCAAAGAGAAAGAUGGCCCAGGUCAGGAAGCGCUUUUCAAUGUGAUCAAAGCCUAUUCGUUGCAUGAUCGCGAAGUCGGCUACUGUCAGGGUUCGGGUUUCAUCGUGGGAUUGCUUUUGAUGCAGAUGCCCGAGGAGGAGGCUUUUGCUGUGCUCGUGCAAAUUAUGCAACAACAUCGCAUGCGCGACAUGUUCAAGCCGUCAAUGUCGGAGUUGGGUCUGUGUAUGUAUCAACUGGAAAAUUUGGUACAGGAGCAGAUACCUGAAAUGCACAUACACUUCCAGCAGCAGGGUUUUCAAACCACUAUGUACGCUUCCAGCUGGUUUCUCACACUGUAUACCACUACACUCAAUCUUAAUCUAAGUUGUCGCAUAAUGGACGUAUUCCUUAGCGAAGGCAUGGAGUUUAUAUUUAAGGUAGCGCUUGCGUUACUACUGCUCGGCAAAGAAACAUUGUUGUGUUUAGAUAUGGAGGCAAUGCUGAAGUUCUUCCAAAAAGAGCUACCAGGUCGUGUUGAAGCCGAUCCGGAGGCUUUCUUCAAUUUAGCCUAUUCCAUCAAGAUCAACACAAAACGUAUGAAGAAAAUGGAAAAGGAAUAUCAAGACUUAAAGAAGAAAGAGCAGGAAGAAAUGGUUGAGUUGCGUCGUUUAAGACGUGAGAAUCGUCUAUUGAAACAACGCAAUGAGCUGCUAGAGGCUGAGAGCGCUGAACUGGCCGAUCGUCUGGUGCGCGGGCAGGUCUCACGUGCCGAAGAGGAGGAAACUAGUUACGCUAUUCAAACGGAGCUCAUGCAAUUGCGUCGCUCCUAUCUCGAAGUGUCACAUCAACUGGAAAAUGCAAAUGAGGAAGUGCGUGGCUUAAGUUUACGUUUACAAGAAAAUAAUGUAUCAAUCGAUAGCGUAAGUAAUGCGCAGCCGCCGGUGAAGGAAACAAAGAACAAUUCACGUCAAUCAUCCAUUGAUGAAUUAUGCGUGAAAGAGGAAGCGCUUAAGCAGCGCGACGAAAUGGUCUCAUGUCUACUCGAAGAGUUAGUCAAAGUGCGUCAAAGUCUCGCCGAGAGUGAAGAUCAAAUACGUAAUCUCAAAUCGAAAAUUGAAGAACUCGAAGAAGAUAAGAAAACAUUACGUGAAACCACGCCCGACAAUUCGGUUGCACAUUUGCAAGACGAACUAAUUGCCAGUAAAUUGCGUGAGGCUGAGGCUAGCCUCUCACUGAAGGAUCUCAAACAACGUGUGCAAGAGUUGAGCACCCAAUGGCAACGUCAACUGCAAGAAAACAAAAAUGACCAUAGUCAACAGCCCGUGGAUUCGACGCCAAAGAAAUUGCUAACAAAUUUCUUCGACACUUCCAAAUCGAAUGAGCAUACGCAGCGUCUGGAAGAGGAGUUGAUGACUACGCGUAUACGUGAAAUGGAAACACUCACCGAGUUGAAGGAGUUGCGCUUGAAGGUUAUGGAACUCGAAACGCAAGUGCAGGUUUCGACAAAUCAGCUGCGCCGCCAGGAUGAAGAGACUAAGAAACUGCGCGAACAGCUAGAGCAGGCAGUCAGUCGCGAAAAGGAAAUGGCCAAUAAGGCGCGCGAACAGCAGCAUAGAUACUCCGAUCUGGAAUCUCGCAUGAAAGAUGAGCUGAUGAAUGUUAAAAUCAAAUUUACUGAGCAAAGCCAAACUGUUGCCGAGCUGAAGCAGGAAAUAUCACGAUUAGAAACGAAGAAUUCGGAAAUCUUAGCUGAAGGUGAACUACGU
Rhagoletis zephyria (snowberry fruit fly) is the source of this 2694-nucleotide messenger RNA. RefSeq names its product ecotropic viral integration site 5 ortholog. The record is from RefSeq and is a predicted model, not a curated record. Gene Ontology annotation, biological process: regulation of GTPase activity. NCBI's taxonomy places the organism in Eukaryota, Metazoa, Arthropoda, Insecta, Diptera, Tephritidae. Gene Ontology annotation, molecular function: GTPase activator activity; small GTPase binding.